AUGAACCGUCAGGUCGCCUUCAGCACUCGGAUUCAACCAUUCACGGGCGACCCCUUGAAUUUCAACUUCUUCAUAAAGCAAGUCGAAGACGUUAUUGAGCGAAACCUGAAUGAUCCCAAGACUCGUCUGAAUCGCUUAUUGGAAGUUGUUCAAGAUCACCCCAAGGCCCUUAUUGAAGGCUGCGUGUUCGCUCCCGAACAAAUAUGUUAUGACAAAGCCAAGGCCCUCCUGACUGAACGAUAUGGCAAUGUGCUUCGUGUGGCCAAUAGGUUCAUGGAGGAACUUCGAAGGUGGCCUCCAAUUAAAGACAAUAGCACUGACAACCUCAGUGACUUUCAUCGAGCUCUCGUUCGUUGUUCGAGUGUGGUGAGUGAAACCGAGUUGGAUUCACCAAGAUUCAUUGGAGAUCUCGUUCCCAAACUUCCUUACACUCUUAGAAAUCAAUGGAGGAUGGUGGUGUUCCAAAUUAGGCAAUAUGGAAGAGGAUCCGAGAGCUUCGUUCAGUUUAUCGAGUUUGUCCGUGGUGUCCUGGAUCGAGCAGAGGAUCCCAUCUAUGGAGAAGCAGCCAUUAAGGCCUCGUCUAGCUAUGUUCAGUCCAGACAAGAGAGAGAAGAUUCGUCGAAGAAGACUAAUCCAUCCAGAAGAUUGACUAGUUUGGCAGUUUCGACCCGUUCAGACACGCAACCGACUCCUUGCCUCGAAUGUGAUGGAAGCCAUGAUGUGGAAGAGUGUUCUAAAUAUUUAGCCAAGAGUAUGGAAGCCAAACAGAAUUUGAUCAGGAAAAUGGGUGCUUGUUUUGGAUGUUUGAGACGAGGCCAUAUGUCCAGACAGUGUCCCAAGAAACGCAUUUGUCAAGUUUGCGAAAAUUUGCACCCGACUUCUCUCCACAAGAAAAGGCCUGAAGGUGAAUUGGCAUCCAAAAUUGUGACUACCAGAGCUGUAGGUCUUAGUGAGGCAGUAGUUGCAAUGAAUGUGGUGAAGGUUGAGGUGUCUGAGGAAACUUGCCCUUCUAAAGUCGUAGAGGGUUUAGCCUUAUUAGAUCCUCUAAGCUCCGGUACCUUCGCCACAACACAUCUUCAGAGAGAGUUGGGAAUUAGCGGACCAACCACAAAGAUCGAAAUCCACACAAUAAAUGGAAAAGAAGAUGUACAAACAACCGUCCUGAGUGGAAUUAAUGUUCAGAAACCUGGCACGAGUAACAAAGUUGGUCUGAAGUCCGUGUUAACAAGAGACACUAUACCUCUUCAAUCCAAUGAGAUUGCCACGCCUGAUCAAUUGAAGAAUUGGCCAGCUUUUGGGCCAAUUCUGGACGAGAUUGGCCAAGUAAACCCCGAUCUCCCUGUUCUACUGCUCAUCGGAGCCAAUACUCCUGAGGCUCUAAGACCUCUUGAUGUUAUCAUCGGUGACAAGGGAGAUCCUCUCUCUCCUUAUGCAAUACGGACCAAAUUAGGUUGGUCAGUUAUGGGCCCUUUGGGAGUCAAGAACGAUCGUUGCAAGAUUUCAUGUUACCGAACAAUGACACUCCCAGAUCGAAUUGUUGGGAGAGAAAUUAUAAAGGAUUUGGGCGUUGCUGAAAUGUUGUCAAGCUUGAUUGAAAUGGACUUUGCGACCACAAAAAUGUCCCCUUCAAUGGUCCAUGCGGGAAUUUUGGACACAAUUUCAGCCGACGACUUGAAAUUUAUGGAGAUCCUUGAACACGGCACUAAGUACGAAGAUGGAAGAUAUGUGGUUCCCUUGCCAUUCAAAAAUCAUCCACUGAUCUUGCCAGAAAGCCAUGACUCUGUUUUGAGGCAAGCCAAAGGAAUUGUGAAAAAAAUGAAAAGGAAUGAAGAACUCCAAAAGGACUACUUUCGGUUUAUGGGAGAGUUAUUCGAACAGGGUUAUGCUCGUGAAGUGACGCAAGAAAAGUUGGACCAAACUAGAACUGGGAGGUGCCACUAUAUUCCGCAUCACGCUGUGUACCAUAACCAGAAAAAGUCAAUUCGUGUCGUCUAUAAUUGUGCAAACAAGAUUGAGAACCGGUCUAUCAAUGACGAACUUCUGACAGGACCAGAUUUAACUAAUCAAUUAGUUGGCGUGUUGCUAAGGUUCCGAAAGGACAAGGUGGCCUUUACUGCGGAUAUUGAAAAGAUGUUCUAUCAAGUGAAAGUGCCCGAAAGUGAUAUGAACUACCUCAGAUUCUUUUGGUUCAGGAACAAUGACUUUCGGGAGAAAUUGGUCGAGUUCGAGAUGACACGCCAUUUGUUUGGUGGACGUAGCUCACCGGGUUGUGCAAACUAUGCACUGAAACGAACGGCGGUCGAUCACGGCCCCGAGUUUGGAGAGGACGCAAGUGAGACGGUGAACAGGAAUUUCUACGUUGAUGACUGCUUAAAGAGUUUACCCACCGUAUCCGAGGCCGUCGACGUAGCCGAGAGAGUUGUCAGGUUGUGUUCAAGGGGCGGAUUUCGGCUCAGAAAGUUCGUUUCUAACUCCAACGAGUUUUUGGAUUUAAUUCCUCAGGAACUGCGUGAUUUGUCCCCUCAAAUACUUGAUCUCAAAGCAGUGACCGUUUCGAGAGAAAGAGCUCUUGGAGUUGUCUGGAACGUCCAAGAUGAUACCUUUGGGUUCCAGAUCAAUGUGAAAGAAGCAAAGACCACUCAGAGGACCAUGCUUUCAAUGAUAGCGAGCAUUUACGAUCCAAUAGGGGCAGCUGCCCCCUUUCUCAUUAUAGGCCGAAUCCUUCUGCAGGAAACCUGUGCUAUUAAAAUUGGAUGGGACGGGAUGGUGCCUGGUGCUAUAGAGCAAAGGUGGAAGAAGUGGUUGAGUACUCUACCGGCCUUGAGUGAACUAAAAAUCCCGCGAGCGCUCAAGCCCCCUGGGCUAGGAGCAAUCCUUUCAGCCGAGCUGCACAGUUUUGGAGACGGUUCAAAAAGUGGUUAUGGUUCUGUGGCUUACUUACGACUUGAGGAUGAAUCUGGGAACAUAGCUGUCAGCCUGGUUGCUGGCAAGGCUCGUGUCGGCCCUAAUAAGCCUACCACGAUCCCAAGGAUGGAGUUAGUUGCUGCGGUUUUGUCGGCAACUUUGUCCGAACAAGUUAAGAGCGAAAUCGAUAUGGACCUGGAAGUGUUCUAUUGGACUGAUAGCACUGUCGUACUCGGAUAUGUGUUGAACCAAGAACGUCGGUUUCAUCUGUUUGUUGCAAACCGAGUGCAACGAAUCCUGUCAUUAACAUCGCGCAAAUCUUGGCGCUAUGUAGAUAGUGCCCAAAACCCAGCCGACGAUUGCACCCGCGGACUUGAUUGUUUGAAAAUCAAAAGUAAGCACCGUUGGUUUCAGGGUCCAAGCUUUUUACGAGGUCAAGAUUGCUUUUGGAGAGCUCCAAUAUUGACAGAAUAUCGUCUUGAUGAUGAUGAUCCUGAGCUCAAACGUGAAAUCACUGUUAGAGCCAUGAGUGUUAAGCCCAAGGACUUCCUCACGGUCAUGAUAGACAGGUAUUCGGAAUGGUACCGUCUCAAAAGGGCUGUGGCUGUGUGGCUUCAAUUUGUGACCUUUCUCAAAGCCAGAAAGAAUAAAGUGCAACCUAUAGUUUCUCUUAGUGUAGUUUGCCUUCAAGAGGCCGAACAAAUGCUCAUCAAGAAGGUGCAAAGAGCAGCCUUUGCUCAAGAAAUCGAAACUAUAAGAAAUCUGACAAUGCCAUGUACACGCACCAAAAAAAGACUUAUGGUCAAAGCUGGCAGUGCAUUAGCCAAGCUUUCUCCUUUCUUGGACGCACUUGGAGUUCUCCGGGUUGGAGGCCGGUUGAAUCGUUUGGUGAAUGAAAGCGUCAACCCUGUGAUUCUGCCAAAGAAAUCACGCCUCACUGAGUUGAUUGUGGUUAGCUUUCAUAACCAUGUUGCCCAUGCCGGUCGAGGCAUCACCAUGAAUGCGCUUCGGCAGGCUGGCUUUUGGAUCCUGGGCAUGAACUCUCAAGUGCGCGGUUUGAUUUCAAGGUGCUUUCGGUGUCGAUAUCUUCGGGGAAAGUCAGAACAACCUGUGAUGGCAGACUUGCCGGUGGACCGUCUGAAAGCUGCCCCUCCCUUUACAUUUGUGGGAGACGAUUUUUUUGGACCCUUUGUGCUUAAAAAUAAGAGGAAGGACGAAAAACGGUAUGGAGUUUUGUUCACGUGCUUUAGUUCCAGAGCCAUUCAUCUGGAAGUAGCUCAGUCUUUGGAUACGUCAUCUUACAUUGGCGCUCUGAGAAGAAUGAUAUCACGCCGUGAUCCGAUCCGGUUGCUAAGCUCAGACAAUGGACUGAACUUUGUGGGUGCCGAUCGAGAAAUGAAAGAAGCGUUGAAAGAGAUGGACGGUGAUGCCAUUUCAUCAUUUCUCAGGGCGAGAGGAGCGGAUUAUGAAGGUUGGAUACGGAAUCCUCACUCAGCUUCCAACUUUGGUGGAAUCUGGGAGCGCCAAAUUCGAUCCAUCCGUUCCAUUCUUGCCUCCCUAAUGAAAGAUCAUGGUCAUAUUCUGAGCGAUGAGACGUUUCACACGUUAAUUUGUGAAGUUGAGAACAUUGUCAAUUCACGACCGUUGACUGUAGAGUGUUUGAGUGACCCCACCAGUCCGAUUCCAUUGAACCCUUUGAUGAUGCUCACCCAAAAGACCAAUGUUGUCCUCCCCCCUCCGGGUCAGUUCCAAAAAAAUGACGUUUACUGCCGCCGCCAGUGGCGACGAACGCAAUUUUUAGCCGAGCAGUUCUGGACCAGAUUUCGUCACGAAUAUUUGGAAUCGCUCCAACCCCGAAAGAAAUGGGUUAAGGAUCGGGAAAACUUACAAGUGGGCGACAUUGUCCUCCUUAAAGAUGAAAACCAACCACGCAAUUUUUGGCGAUUAGCGAAAGUUGUCGAAACUUACCCGGACGCAAACGGCAUUGUCCGAAGUGUCAAGAUCAGGGUUGGAGAUCGAAGUGCUGGAAUAAGAAGUGAGUCAGUCAAUCCGGAGUAUCAUCGGCCUGUAAACAAACUGGUUUUGUUGAUGACCAAAGUGGACUUGGAAGACCAAAAGCGUGCCGAUGAAAAUCGAGCAGAUUGA
This is a messenger RNA of Tigriopus californicus, 5049 nucleotides long. RefSeq lists its product as uncharacterized. The record is from RefSeq and is a predicted model, not a curated record. Gene Ontology annotation, molecular function: zinc ion binding; nucleic acid binding. The transcript has a single exon. Bases 1 to 5049 code for a protein of 1682 amino acids. Gene Ontology annotation, biological process: DNA integration. NCBI's taxonomy places the organism in Eukaryota, Metazoa, Arthropoda, Copepoda, Harpacticoida, Harpacticidae.